UCUUUGUAGCUUCGUCCACCAUUUUGUUUAUGCGCCUUUUCGGUUCAUGAUCAGCGGUAGAAAUUUUUGCUAUGUAACAAAUCACUGGUAACAAACGUAAAAUGUUCAUUUCUGCAUAAAUGUUUUCGUAAAACUCUAAUUGAAAGAAGAAAUGAAUUAGAAAUAGUAAUUUCUUUUAUUAUCUAAAAGGUAAAAAUGAUAUGUAUAAUCCUUGUGGCUGGCCAUGGAACAAAAUUGGAGAAUGAAAUUAAGAAUGAUCCCUCUGGAAAAUUUAAUCACCUUCAAGGAGUACCAAAAGCAUUGUUACCUGGUGUAGGGGGAAAGAAGAUUCUUGAUUUCUGGUGGGAUGCUAUAAAUGUACGUCAGUAUUUUUCAGCUGUUUACUUGGUCACUAAUGCAGACAAAUACAAGCAUUAUGAACGGUGGGCAACUGCACAUGAUUUUCCCAUGGAAAACAUUGUCAAUGAUGGAUCAACUACUUUCCAAUCUAGGCUUGGAUCUGUAGCAGAUUUUGAACUGGUACUGCGUAAUAAAAACAUCAACAGUGAUGUCCUAGUGGUGGCUGGCGACAUGUUGUUUCAGGAUCAAAAAUUUGACAUAUGUCAAGUAAUUAACUAUUUCAAGACAAAGAAAGGUGAACUAGCUAUUUAUUAUGAAAUGGAUGAAAGCGAAUCCACCCGAACAAGAGGAAUCAUUGAAGUUUGCCCAACUUCAAACAGGAUUGUAAAGUUUCUUGAAAAACCAGAACCGCAUGAAACAAAAUCAAGGUUAGCAAGCGUGGUUUUUUAUUGUCUUCGCAAGGACAUAUUAUACACCGUCGAAGAGUUUCUAAAAAAUAAUCAAAAACCCGAGGAAAGGGUAUUUGGCAGAUAUAUGGAAUGGCUUGUCAAGAAGACACCAGUAUUUGGAAUGAAAUUACCAACGGGUUUUCAGUUAAUAGGGAAAGUGGGUCUUUCCGACUACCAAAGAUGGGUGGCCUAUUUUGCGAAUAUGCGAUCUCAGCUUGUAAGACAUUCCUUCACGUCACGUGUGUACGCCAGAGUCGGUCUUGUGGGCAAUCCAUCUGAUGGUUUCUAUGGUAAAACUAUCGCAUUGUCUAUAUCAAAUUUCUGGGCAGAAGUAUCAAUUUCGGAAAGCGAAAAACUGGUUCUUGUUCCUCAUCCGUUGAACGAUCCAACAGAAUUUGGAAGUUUAGGUGAUCUUCAUGGAAUCAGUAGAAAAGAAGGGUAUUUUGGAGGAUUGCGAUUGUUACAAGCAACUUGCAAGAAAUUUUAUCAAUUCUGCUCAGAUCAUGGAAUAGCACUUGCUAAGAGAAACUUUACACUCAGCUAUGAUACAAACAUUCCUAGGCAAGUGGGUUUGGCUGGAAGCAGUGCGAUUGUUACUGCAACCUUAAGAUGCCUUAUGGAUUUUUUCAAUCUAAAUGAUUUGGAUCUUGAAAAGCCAAUUCAACCUCAAUUUAUAUUGAAUGUGGAAAAAGAUGAAUUGUUCAUUAAUGCUGGAUUGCAAGAUAGAGUCAUUCAGGUGUACGAAGGUCUUGUGUACAUGGAUUUUGAUAAGGAAAUUAUUAAAAAGCAAGGAUAUGGCAACUAUGUAAAUCUACCUGUUGACGUUAUUCCAAAGCUAUGGCUUGCGUAUGUUACUGACCCAAGUGACUCAGGAAAAAUUCAUAGCAAUGUGAGACAAAAGUGGGAGCAAGGUGAUGAAGAAGUUAUAGCUGCGAUGAAAACAUUUAGUGAAUAUACUGACAAAGCAAGAGUUGCUCUUGAGAAUCACGAUAUGUCAAGUUUAGCCCAAAUAAUGAACAGUAACUUCAAUUUGAGAAGAAAAAUCUACGGUGAUGCUGCAUUGGGGGAUUCAAACUUACAAAUGGUUGAACUUGCCCGUAAGUAUGGAUCAGCAGCAAAGUUUCCAGGAAGUGGUGGAGCAGUGAUUGGUUUAUGCCUUGAUGAGACUCACAAGGAUGAUCUCAAAAAAGCAUUUCAAGGAGAAGGAUUUGUGUUUUGUGACAUUAUUCCAUAUCUUGGAGAAAAAAUACAUUAGAUGCAAUGUUGAUGAUAAUAUUGAAAAUGAAGGUCAUGUGAAAACAAGAUGAAAUAGGCUACAUUUUAUAAUGCCCCAGAUUUAAAUAUGUUUUUAGAAUCUGACUUCCUCUGGUAGAAAUGGUUUGAUUCAGGAUAUGUGCAUGAUAAAUGAGUUAGCCUGUCAGAUACUAACAACUUCCUGACUUAUAAUUUAAAAGCCUUUAAAAGGUACUGAAUACCCAACAUUCAUAGGAAAUUGUUACUAUGGCAAAUUUUAGUUUGCAUCAGACAUCUAGUACUCUUGACAACCAUUGAAACAAUUAGCAAUAUCACCAAUAUCACCAUAAUUAACAAUACAUAUACAAGUAUUGAUUAUUGCAUAAAUUAAUAGUUCUUGGCAUUACAUUUUUAUUUUUAUAAAUAUAUUCAAAUUUGUUGUCUAGAGAAAUCAUAUUAUGACAAAAAUUGAGAGAAAUGUACAAUUCGAUGUAAUUACAGAUAAAUAUGAUCUCGCGAUAACAAUCUAUUUAGCAGUAGAGUACUCUUCGUAAAAGACAAACUAUUUCAAUACAAAUACGUACGAUACGUAAUCUUUGACUAAUUGGUGUACAAUAUAAAAGACAUGAAAACCAAAGCCGUUCAAACCAAGAUCCCAUACAGUUCAGACGUAAUAAAAAUACAAUUAAUUCAUUGGCUCA
Xenia sp. Carnegie-2017 is the source of this 2722-nucleotide messenger RNA. RefSeq lists its product as uncharacterized. Gene Ontology annotation, molecular function: glucuronokinase activity; ATP binding. The record is from RefSeq and is a predicted model, not a curated record. The transcript has 27 exons. The coding region runs from base 196 to 2043 and encodes 615 amino acids. Gene Ontology annotation, biological process: biosynthetic process. Lineage: Eukaryota; Metazoa; Cnidaria; Anthozoa; Malacalcyonacea; Xeniidae.